AUGGACAGCCGACCAGGUAAGUUACAUGGCACUCUGCAGAGCCCGUCCUCGUCGCUGAUCCCUCACGCUCUCAACAACUGCAGACAUGGUCAGUACAGGCCAUCUCCUGGCACAGCCGAGCCUCCCCCCACACGGACAAUGAGCGCCUCCGCCUCUUGAACGCACGCGACUGACUCCCAAGCGUACAUGAUUCCUAUCAGCUCGUCGGUCCAAAGACCGAGACCGAUGAAUUCCUCCAGAAAGCCAAACCCAGUGCCAACAACACGACCGGCCUUCCUUGGUACUGGUCAGUCCGCCGCGCUCACUCACCGAGUUGCAAGUCGAGUUGACAUUAGUGAUAUUGUGUGUCGUGUCUUGGCCCAGGGUCUGCAUCCCUCGAAGCAAGGACGACAAGGAGGAUGCACUCAAACCUGCCGAGGAACAGUCAUUCGAGUCUCGAGUCGACUUUACGGAACAAGGUCAAGUCCUCGUCGACAAGUUGACCAAGGAUUGCAAGCACAUCGCGGUCAGUAGUACGCGGCGGACCUCGUUGGGCUUUCGGCGCGGUCACUUCACUGACAGACCCCUGAAUCACUCUUCAGGAGACUGCUCCUGUCAGAGGCAACAAGAAGACGGGUGCCAAAUCACAAAAAGAGCGUCAGUCUUUCUCCCUGCACUCUAGUUCCGUGGAGGUUGGCCCACUGAUAUUUACGAAACCGAAACAAACCCUGCAGUCCGAGAAAUCGAACACGCCAAGUUCAACGACCAAGUCGCCGCGCUCGCCAAGAAGCACAACGUCUUGACGGGCAAAUGGCUCUUGUACCCUACGGCCGACAACGUCGAUGCGAUUUGGGCCAAGGUCGUCAAUGCGAUCGCGAAACCGGAUGGAGCCUUGGCCAAGACGGGGGUCGUGCAUACCGCCAAAGUUUCGACGCACGCUGAAGAGGGGCAGUCAGUAUUCUUUGUUCCUAGUCUUUCUCACCCUUUCCGAGGCUGACGGGAAAAUCUCCCGCGUUGACGUGGUAGAGGCUACGUGAUUUGCGUCUACUGUGACGAUUCGUGGGACCGCGACGGGGUCGGCAAAGCGUUCAAGUGCCUCGUCCGAGAACUUGGUCUCGUUUCGAGCGCUUACAAAAGUGACGCCAAUGUGGGUCCCUGGUACUCUGUCAAAGAGAAAGUGGAGUGCUACGUGCUGAUAUCCACUUUGGAUGUGAACCGAUUUCACAGACGCUCCUCGGCAUCGAUUCCAAGCAUAGUUCGGGGAUCCGUUCGUCCCUUUACGGCAAGACGGAUUUCAUGACUAAGGACGAGAUUGAGCAGGCGAUCGAGAAGAGGAAGGUUGAACUGGAGGCCCCGGUGAAGGUGCCGAAGAAAUUGGAGAAGGAAGAGGAAGAGGAUGGGUUCGUGACGGAUGAGGAUUCGGAUGAGGAAGCGCCCAAGGCGAAGAAGCAGAAGGUGUGA
Microbotryum saponariae is the source of this 1440-nucleotide messenger RNA. The record is from the annotation of a GenBank genome assembly. Lineage: Eukaryota; Fungi; Basidiomycota; Microbotryomycetes; Microbotryales; Microbotryaceae.